ACCACCACCACCACCAGCACCCACCCCCCCCUUCCUUACUUAACCCAUCCCAACCACCACCCGUUACCUUCCCCACCAUCUUCCAUCACCACCUCUUCCUCCAACUCCCACUACUUCCACCCCCCGGUUCCCCUUGAUUCCUACACCAACCACCACUACCACCACCACCCAAAAGGUCUGUUCUCACAUAUACUCUGUUCACUUCCUUCAUCCCUCUCUCUCCUUCGCCACCUUAAUCGCGACAAAAUCACCUCUUUCGCUCCUUCGCUUGUUCUCUUGUUACCCAAUCAAACACUUCAUUCAACUUCCUGAUCCUCUCGCUGACCCCACUUCUCGCCAACAGCCUACAAACAAACACCACAAGCAGAAAUGGCCCUCAAGAGAAUCACCAAGGAGCUGACUGAUCUCGGACGCGACCCACCCUCGUCCUGCAGUGCUGGUCCUAUCGGAGACGAUUUGUUUCACUGGCAGGCGACCAUCAUGGGUCCCUCUGACUCCCCAUACUCGUCGGGCGUGUUCUUCCUGAGCAUCGCUUUCCCCACCGACUACCCGUUCAAGCCCCCGAAGGUCAACUUCACCACCCGCAUCUACCACCCCAACAUCAAUGCCAACGGCAGUAUCUGUCUUGACAUCCUGAGGGAUCAGUGGUCUCCAGCCUUAACCAUCUCGAAAGUUUUGCUUUCGAUUUGCUCGAUGUUGACCGACCCGAACCCCGACGACCCUCUGGUCCCGGAGAUCGCGCAUGUCUACAAGACCGACCGCGCUCGUUACGAGGCGACCGCGAGGGAGUGGACCAGGAAGUACGCCAUCUAAGGUGUGGGGCGAACAUGUUUGAUUCUCUUUCAUUCGUUCUGACGGCUUGGGUGUUUUCAUUCUUCGGUUUCACUGUACGCAAACACGUGUUGAUACGAUAAAUUGUUCCGUUCGUGGAAGGUCUUUUCUCUCUGGUGUGUGCUUGUGCGUGUGAGAGGUUGGAUGAGAGCAGUGGGGUUUACGAAAAUCAUGAUCAUGACGGGCGGGAGUUCAAGGUGCCGAGAGGGUUGCUUCUAGGUAGUCUAUUCAUUGCGGUACGGCAGCUUACACCAGUAUCCAUCUCUGCUUUCACUUCGUAGUCGUGUAGUUACCUGGAAAAGCGUUGCGAUAAGCAAACAUGUCUUGUUUAGCGGCG
Messenger RNA from Tricharina praecox, 1168 nucleotides. Its product is annotated as ubiquitin-conjugating enzyme/RWD-like protein. Gene Ontology annotation, biological process: protein polyubiquitination; ubiquitin-dependent protein catabolic process. The record is from RefSeq and is a predicted model, not a curated record. Gene Ontology annotation, cellular component: nucleus. Gene Ontology annotation, molecular function: ubiquitin conjugating enzyme activity. Lineage: Eukaryota; Fungi; Ascomycota; Pezizomycetes; Pezizales; Pyronemataceae. The transcript is spliced from 5 exons. The coding region runs from base 370 to 813 and encodes 147 amino acids.